Molecule: messenger RNA, 1217 nt
Organism: Symsagittifera roscoffensis
Lineage: Eukaryota; Metazoa; Xenacoelomorpha; Acoela; Convolutidae
Product: N-acetylneuraminate lyase B-like
Exons: 2
Coding region: 174-1148 (324 amino acids)
Biological process (GO): N-acetylneuraminate catabolic process
Molecular function (GO): N-acetylneuraminate lyase activity
Source: RefSeq, a predicted model, not a curated record
GAUGCAUACAUUGCAUAUAAAUAGUUGUAAGAAUUAAAAUGCUAAACCAAUAGAUCUGGUCAAGUCAAACGAAAAUUCAAUUUAAUUUGACAAUUUUUACUCAAAUUUUCUCUGCUUUAACUGUGAGCUUAGUAGAAAACUAAGCAAACUUAAAAAUACCCUGCUGUUUAAAAAUGAAACCCUUUAUUCCAAUGAAAGGAAUUCAAGUCGCUGCCAUUACCCCUUUCAAACGAAACCCUGAAAACAACCCUCAUCAACCUUACACCAUUGAUACCUCCGUUAUAGAGCACUACUCCUCUUACCUGUCCCAAAACGGUGCUAGCGGCGUUUUCGUGGGCGGAGUAACAGGCGAUUUUACCAUUCUUACAACUGAAGAACGUCUUGACCUACAAGCCGCUUGGCUGCAAACUUCAAUACGAUCAAAGCUCAAUCACGUUAUUAUUCAUAUUGGGGGUCCAUUUUUUGAAGACGUGAUCAAAUUAGGUGUUCACGCUUCUGAAAACUCAGCUUCGGCCGUAGCCAUAACUUUUCCCUCUUUUCCAGCCCACGCACCUCAAACCGAAACCCACUUAAUCGAAUACUUAUCUCGUGUAAGCUUUGCUUUACCCGAUAUACCUUUACUUAUUUACAAUAUAUCAGGUACUACGCCGUCGCAUUACGUUAAUAAUUUGUACCCCUUGCUGAAGAAAGCGAUUGAUGGAAAUAAAGUUCCCACACUAGUUGGUUUGAAGUACUCUUCGACUAAUUUUAUAGACGCCUUCGAAUUGAAGACUUAUCUCGGUUUAGAUAUUGCAAUUGGAUGUGAUGAACAAAUGUUAGCAGCUUGUGCCAUGGGGUUCACAAGCUUCAUUGGAUCAACGUACAACAUUUUCAGCAAGAAAUUCAACCAUAUUCUUUCGCUGAUGGAGACCGGAAACACCAGAGAAGCAUCCGAACUCUCCCAGCGACUGUUCACAGCCAUAAGAACCAUUACUUCAGUUUGCUAUAAACUCACACUUCGCAAAGUUGUCAAUAAAUCUCUUCAGGCUAAAUUUGGAGUCAGUUUGGGAGAUGAAACCAAGUAUUCGUUUUUGACUGACGAUGAUGUUGCGUCUUCGGAUAAACUUGUUGAGACAUUUAUGAAAGACUUUGGAGAUUUGAUUGAUUAGUCCGAUCAUAGGAAACGAUAGUUUUCAUUGUAAACUUGAGCAGCCGAGAUGUAAGUUUUCCGACCAAUA